This is a messenger RNA of Aspergillus tubingensis, 561 nucleotides long. RefSeq lists its product as uncharacterized. The coding region runs from base 1 to 561 and encodes 186 amino acids. The record is from RefSeq and is a predicted model, not a curated record. Lineage: Eukaryota; Fungi; Ascomycota; Eurotiomycetes; Eurotiales; Aspergillaceae. The transcript has 2 exons.
AUGUGCGUCCUCGGCUGGGGUCUCUCGCUUUCGGGGUAUACGCACACUCUCACCGAAAUUUCAUCUCUUCUGCGUCACCCAUAUCCUCAGCGAACAAUGAAAACCCACCUGCCACAACUGAACGAGCUCCGGAAAGUACUGGCAUCAGCUGAGAGAAAGCCCCAUUCCGGUAUCUGGUCGACUGCCUCACACAUCACAGAAUCGGCCCCGCCAGAUGACAGGAAAUCGAAAUCCCAGACCGCCUCGGGCGAGGGCAUGCAAAUCCAUGAAAAGGACCAAAGCGAGAGGGAUGGAGUGUGCGAGACCGACAGUGUGGCCGCGACCAGCUUCCCGACCAUCCCAUUGACGUGGCCAGUCAGAGGACGCUCAUGUCGCUGCUUUGUGAGCCAAUUUUGGGUCUCCGAGGACGACUGGACUGUCCCUGGAUUCGAAGUCAGGGAUCCGAACAAGAAGGAGUCAGGAACGAAUCGCGAGGAUACGAGUAAUUGCAUAAAAGCUGAAAUGAGAGCACAACGACAAGAUGACACUGAGAUGUAUUUGACCACUAAGACUGUUGAAUGA